This is a messenger RNA of Hymenoscyphus albidus, 3476 nucleotides long. NCBI's taxonomy places the organism in Eukaryota, Fungi, Ascomycota, Leotiomycetes, Helotiales, Helotiaceae. The record is from the annotation of a GenBank genome assembly.
GUCGUCUGGAAAGGUGUAAUUUGGGACUCCAACCAACAUACACCAUACAUACCUUUCCUAGAUACGAAUACCUACACUACAUACCAAUUCAACACCUUGUAUCCUCUCCUUCCUGCAUUGUUUCCUUUCAUUGAUACCCUGAUGUCCUAUCGCGCAAAACUCCCCAUCUAGUACCUCAAGAACCCUGAAACAACAUCUCAAAUCCAGAGCUUCAACACCAUGGAAUCGCAAAUUGCCCCCAUCCCAACCCCGCACAUGAGCGGUCCCGUCCUCACGCCCUUCACAGACACACAAUGGACAACCCUACUCUCAAUAUUGGAUACCGUGAUCCCCUCAAUUCAACCCUCGUCCCUGGCAACGAGUUCCAGUCUCAGCCUUGCGCUCCCGGAAGAGCAAUACAACGCCACCGUCUCGGAAUUGCAGAAAACCGUCCCGGGAGAGAUCGCUAGUGAAAGAUUCGAUGAAUAUAUGAAUGAGAAAGCCUCAGAUGUCGAAGCCUUUCAGGAUAUGAUCAAACGCGCCUUUGGAACCCUGAUUCCGGAAAAGAAUAGGAGGGGAUUGGCAUUCAUAUUAUCGACUUUGGAGUAAGCAAUCGGCCCUCUAUCUCUAUCUCAUAGGCAAAUGGAAGAGUAUACUAACAUUUUGGAAAAUCAUGUAGUACGAGAUUAGGUUGUAUGCUACUUACAGGCUAUACGACUUCCUUCCACGAACAACCCGUUCACAUCCGCGAAGCGAUUCUGGACAGCUGGCGAACGAGUUACUUACCUACCCUUAACGUUAUACAUAAAUCGAUGACAAUGCUGGCGAAGAACAUAUAUCUGAAGAGUAGUCCGCUUUAUCGGUCGCUUUCUGGGGUUCCGGUUGUACCUGUGUUAGUUGAAUUCUCGUUAUGUUAUAUUUCUGGUUCAAAAUGUCUUCUGUCGCAUGGUUCGAGAAUUAGGAUGACUUGGGAUCAGGUUGGAUUUCUGGCUUUCUUCAGGAUUUCCGUGUUGGAAAGAAAGGUCACGUCUUUUCUGAGAAUGCUAUCAAGGCUUUUUCUUCGUAUGAUACAUGUGUGUACUCACCAAGUGGUGAUAUCUCUAUUUAAUCGCUUCACAAUAUACAAUUCUGCUUCUAACCUAUUUUGACAGUAAUUACAAACCAGGAACAGGGUAUGAAUAUGAUUUUCUACAAUUCGAUAUUGGUGCCGACCCUGAAAUCAUCGAAACGGACAUUGUCAUAGUAGGAUCUGGCUGCGGGGGAGCAGUAUGUGCGAAAAACCUUUCAGAAGCAGGUCAUCGCGUUCUCGUCCUCGAAAAAGGCUACUACUUCUCCCCCAAGCAACUACCUCUUUCCGAAGAAACUGGCAACUCAUACAUCUUCGAAAGUGGUGGCGCUAUUUCAACAGAUGAUGGUUCUGUGGCCGUUGCUGCUGGUAGUAUCUGGGGAGGAGGAGGAACCGUGAACUGGUCCGCGAGUUUACAGCCACAGGACUUUGUGAGGAGAGAAUGGGCCCAAGAUAGGGGACUGGAAUUCUUCGAAACGAUGGAAUUUCAGGGCUGUCUUGACCGAGUUUGUGAAAGGAUGGGUGUUUCGACGGACCAUAUUCGACAUAACCAUGCGAAUAGGGUUCUUCUGGAAGGCAGUAGGAAACUUGGAUAUACUGCUAAAGCUGUUCCCCAGAAUACGGGAGGCAAAGAGCAUUAUUGUGGAUAUUGCACAUUUGGAUGUGGUUCAGAUGAGAAAAUGGGACCAGUAGCAUCCUUUUUACCAGAUGCUGCUCAAGCUGGAGCCAAAUUUGUGGAAGGUUUUAAGGUUGGUCAUGUUAUUUUUGAUGAGGAGAAUCCUAAUAAAGCGAUUGGUGUAAGCGGAUCUUGGACCUCGAGGGAUAACUGGGGAGGGGUUGACGGAUUGCUUUCUGAACGAACGACACGAGAAGUCAUUGUGAAAGCAAAGAAGGUUAUCUUGUCCUGCGGAAGUCUGUGGAGUCCAAUUAUCUUACAAAACAGUGGGCUCACGGUAUGGGAAAAUAAAACUUCCACACUUCUCUAUCUCUAGCUAACAAUUACCCUUUAGAAUCCUCAAAUUGGACGGAAUCUCUAUCUACACCCUGUCAACCUCCUGGCCGCAAUCUACGACGAAGAAACUCGGCCUUGGGAAGGUAAACAUUCUCUUUCUCUUUACUAUAUCCGAAUAUUCCAUACUCAAUUUCUUUCCAAACACUAACCUCUUCUUUGUCUAGGCGGAAUCCUAACCUCAGUAUGCAACACAUUCGAAAAUCUCUCUUCCACAGGCUAUGGUGCAAAACUGGAAACAACAGUCAUGCUCCCCUCCAUCUUCCUCUCAACCUUAACCUCUGCCUCAGCCCUUGAAUUCAAAAUCAACGCUCUGAAACUCCGUCACAUGGCGGGAUUCAUUUCUCUUGCACGCGACAGAGAUACGGGUAUAAUAUACAAAAAUCCCGAGACUGGCAAGCCUGCGAUCAAAUACACGCCUAGUGCUUUUGACAGGGCACAUAUCUUAGAGGGCUUAAUUGGCGCUGCAAAGAUUGCUUAUGUUACGGGCGCACUGGAGAUCCAUCCUUGCUUACAGGGACUUUCUCCUUUCAUUCGCUCUUCCAAUUCGUCCUCCGAGUCCAAGACGUCUCCUGGCCCUGAUAUCGAUCCCGGUAUCACAGAUCCCCACUUCGUCGCCUGGCUCGAGGAAGUCCGUCGCGUAGGCAAUAAACCACUCACGGGCCUCUUCUCCAGUGCGCACCAGAUGGGCUCGUGUCGCAUGAGUCGCAGUGAGAGCGAGGGGGUGGUGGAUGGCGUGGGUCGAGUGUGGGGCAGGCAGGAUCUGUAUGUGGCUGAUGCGAGUGUUUUCCCGUCGGCGAGUGGGGUGAAUCCGAUGGUUACUAAUAUGGCCAUCUCGGAUUGGAUCUCGAGGGGGAUUGUGGGGGAGUUGAGGAGGGAGGGGUAAAUCCUUUUUUUUUGGGUGUUAGAAAAAAGAAGGGUUGAGAGUGAGGCUGCAGGAGGGGUAAUAGUAACGGAAUUUUGUGAGGAAGUGAAGAGUGGGGUUUGGCGGUUACUUUACCGUUUAGGUGGGCCGUGGGAGGAGAACUUGUAAGGGUGGGUGUACUGUACGUUUGGAGUAUUUUUUCGGAACGAAUGGGAGUCUAUGGAUUGGGUGAUUUUGAAAUAGUUCAAGUUGCGUGGGUGUAUGUUUUGGAUCCAGUCCAGAGAAAAUAAGAAAGGUAGGUUGGGAAUUGGUUUCUAGGAUGGAUUGAGAUGAGGGGUUGUUGGGGGGAAUGAAGUGGUUGGUGAAGGUAGUUGGCUUGAUGAAUAUGUGGAUUAUUGUAGGAGGGGAGAGUUGGGAGGUGUGGGUUGGAAGGUGAGAAUUGAGUGGUUGGUUGGAUUAUAAGGAUGAGAUUGUGAUUUAGCUUGUAGUUUAUAGUACUUAUAUAUACAUCUCUCUCUCUCUAGUAGAUGAGGUGAUGAGUUCAUCUUUUUAAAGAC